Nycticebus coucang (slow loris) is the source of this 2019-nucleotide messenger RNA. RefSeq names its product NADPH oxidase 1 (gene NOX1). Gene Ontology annotation, molecular function: superoxide-generating NAD(P)H oxidase activity. Bases 184 to 1878 code for a protein of 564 amino acids. Gene Ontology annotation, biological process: defense response; superoxide anion generation. The record is from RefSeq and is a predicted model, not a curated record. The transcript has 13 exons. Gene Ontology annotation, cellular component: plasma membrane; NADPH oxidase complex. NCBI's taxonomy places the organism in Eukaryota, Metazoa, Chordata, Mammalia, Primates, Lorisidae.
AGGAAGAAUAGAUUUAUUCAUUCCUGGGAACUUUGUACAUAAAUGUGCAUUUUUCCUAUCUUACAGACUCACAGAUUCUAAGCUGGACAGAGAAGUCUGACUCCUGAAGGUUCAAUUCUCUACAGGAUCCAGAUUGCUGAAUCUGUCCCAUUGCCUAGAGAGGCUCCAAACCCCCUCCUGACCAUGGGAAACUGGGUGAUUAAUCACUGGUUCUCAGCUUUAUUUCUGGCUGUUUGGUUGGGGCUGAAUGCUUUCCUGUUUGUGGAUGCCUUCCUGAAAUAUGAGAAGGCUGACAAGUACUACUACACAAGAGAAAUCCUUGGAUUGUCAUUGGCCUGCGCCCGAGCCUCUGCUCUCUGCUUGAAUUUCAACAGCAUGCUGAUCCUGCUUCCUGUGUGUCGAAAUCUGCUGUCUUUCCUGAGGGGCAGCUGCUCAUUUUGCAGCCGCACACUGAGAAAGCAAUUGGAUCACAACCUCACCUUCCACAAGCUGGUGGCAUAUAUGAUCUGCCUGCACACAGCUAUUCACAUCAUAGCACAUCUAUUUAACUUUCACCGCUACAGCAGAAGCCGGCAGGCCACAGAUGGAUCCCUUGCCUCUGUUCUUUCCAGCCUAGCUCAUCAUGAAAAAGAGGGGGGCUCUUGGUUAAAUCCCUUCCAGUCCCCAAACAUGACAGUGGAGUAUGUGACAUUCACUAGCAUUGCUGGACUCACUGGUGUGAUCAUGACAAUAGCCUUGACCCUCAUGGUAACUUCAGCUACCAAGUUUAUACGGAGGAGUUAUUUUGAAGUUUUCUGGUAUACUCACCAUUUGUUUAUCUUCUAUAUCCUUGGCUUAGGGAUUCAUGGCAUUGGUGGAAUUGUCCGGGGUCAAACUGAGGAGAGCAUGAAUGACAAUCAUCCUCUCAAGUGUGCAGAGUCUUUUGAGAAGUGGGAUGAUCAUGACUCCCACUGUAGGCAUCCCCAAUUUGAAGGGAAUCCCCCUGAGUCUUGGAAGUGGAUCCUUGCACCCGUCAUUCUUUAUAUCUUUGAAAGGAUCCUCCGGUUUUAUCGCUCCCAGCAGAAGGUUGUGAUUACCAAGGUUGUCAUGCACCCCUCCAAAGUUUUAGAAUUACAGAUGAACAAGCAUGGCUUCAGCAUGGAAGUGGGGCAGUAUAUCUUUGUUAAUUGCCCUUCAAUCUCUCUCCUGGAGUGGCAUCCCUUUACUCUGACCUCUGCUCCAGAGGAAGAUUUCUUCUCCAUUCAUAUCCGAGCAGCUGGGGACUGGACAGAAAAUCUCAUAAGGGCUUUUGAACAACAGUAUUCAUCAUUUCCCAGGAUUGAGGUGGAUGGUCCCUUUGGCACAGUCAGUGAGGAUGUUUUCCAGUAUGAAGUGGCUAUGCUUGUUGGAGCAGGAAUUGGUGUCACUCCCUUUGCUUCCAUCUUGAAAUCUAUCUGGUAUAAAUUCCAGCGUGCAGACCACAACCUCAAAACACAAAAGAUCUAUUUCUACUGGAUCUGCAGGGAGACUGGUGCUUUCUCCUGGUUCAAUGACCUACUGACUUCUCUGGAACAAGAGAUGGAGGAAUUAGGCAAAGUAGGCUUUCUAAACUACCGUCUCUUCCUCACUGGAUGGGACAGGAACAUUGCUGGUCAUGCAACAUUAAACUUUGACAAGGCCACUGACAUUGUGACAGGUCUGAAACAGAAAACCUCCUUUGGAAGACCAAUGUGGGCCAAUGAGUUUUCUACAAUAGCUACCUCCCACCCCAAAUCUGUGGUGGGUGUAUUCUUAUGUGGUCCUCGGACUUUGGCAAAAAGCCUGUGCAAAUGCUGUCGCCAAUACUCCAGUCUUGAUCCUAGGAAGGUUCAAUUCUACUUCAACAAAGAAAAUUUCUGAAUUAUUGGCAUAAAGACAGGAAUCUGCAUUUUCUCUUUCUUUUGCAUCUUCAGUAACUUGGUGUGGUCAGCUGCUUUAGGUUAAUAAUAUGCCUAUCAAGCCUUGACUGCCUGGCAAUCUUUUUUUGAUUGCAUUUAACUA